GCCAUGUGAAUUGGACUAUGCCAUCCGAAUACCAUAGAUCCACCACAAGCAUGGAAGGUCGGCGUCACUAUGUGGACCCGUCCAUCACAAUCGAUGAAGGCGAAUCCAUUCCGUUGCCCCCUACUACUACUACUUCGUUGCCCCUGAAAGCAGCACUCUUCUCCCCGAGAGAGCUUGCUCUCGAGAGCCGUUGCAACUCGACAGGAGGCACAGAGAAUGACUUGUGGAAGCGCCGCUCGUCGACCAUAAAACUGCAACCAAGAGUGUUGGCAACCAAACCGCUUCCAUUCGUGCCGCGGCGCCUAUCUGGCCGUUCCCGCCUGUAUCGGAGAGUCGAAGGUGAAGCACGCGACCAUCACGCGGCGCCUUUGACGAUCGUGUUGAAAAUGACUGUGGAGGCACACGACGACUUGCGCACGUCGUUUGUGCUGAGUCCGCACCUUCUGGACAACGGCAUUGGCAGAGACGCGUCGAAUGCUGUGAGCGUUCCUGCAGACAAGCACAUGGCCGAGCGCAACCACGCAGUCGUGCGGUUCCACAACGGCGGCGGGUACUUCAUAUCGAGCCACGAUCAGGCCAACUAUGGCACGUACAUCCGACUGUCGCCGUGCAUUCCGGGGGACAUGGCGUCGGCCACGCAGUGGCCAUUGGCGGUGGGGUGUCACUUUCGAGUGGGCAAGUCCGACUUUGAAGUGGUGGCGAUGGAAGACGACGACGACAGCCAUGAUGUGGUGCUGUCUCUGCGCGUGUUGUGUGGAAAGCUCUCUGGGAAAACGUACCGGCUAGGCUCGGCGGGGGGGACAAUCGGGCGGUCGGCUGACAACACAAUUCACACGGGCGACGGGGAGCUCUCGCGCCGACAUGCCGCCAUUUGGUGGGACGAAACCGGGUUUUACCUGCAAGACUUGGGGUCUACGAACGGCACGUUUAUGAAAUUGCAUGGGGCGUACCGCCAACCGUAUCGGCUCGAAAUCGGCGACCAAAUCCUCGUCUCUCAGACGUGCUUUUCUGUGAAUCGGUUUGACGUGGGCGUGUGGGAAGAUAUGGGCACGCGCAAACACAUGGAAGAUGCCCACAUGAUCGUUCAAGACCUCAACAUUGCCGAGCUGACGGCAGCAGGCAUGUACCCGCAGUCGUUUUUCGGAGUGUUUGAUGGCCACGGGGGCAUGGAAGCGUCGCAGUAUGUCAACGAGCACCUGCACAAGAACAUUUCCAGCCACAUCAGUGCCCAGUGCAGUACCCACCACGGCCAAAGCGUAUCCAGCAAUGACAUGCACACUCUGAUCACCCAAGGCCUGUCCAGCGCAUUUGACACGACCGACGCAGAUUUUUUAAACAGUUCAAGCCGGCCCCAAGCGGGCAGCACUGCCACUACAGUCAUGGUGGCGGGCUCGAUCAUAUACGUUGCCAACGUCGGCGACUCGCGCACUGUGCUGAGUCGCCACGGACGAGCGAUUCGACUCUCCAACGACCACAAACCCUCCAGGCCGGACGAAGCGCAGCGAAUUCGAGACACCGGUGGCUUUAUCAUUCACGGGCGUGUGAUGGGCGAGUUGGCCGUGUCAAGGGCGUUUGGCGACUCGGACUUCAAAACCUACGACGCGUACUCGUGUCAUCCGUCUGGCCUGACCCUCGAAGAUGAACAUGGGGUGGAGCAACCGAUGGUCAAUCCAAGUGAAAUCCUCAAGGGCCCGUUGGUCAUUUCUACGCCCGAAAUUUCGCACGUCGAAAUCACAGGUUGGGAUUAUUUCGUGUAUUUAAAAUGGCAAAUUUCUUGAUAGAACACGACGAGUUUCUACUCUUGGCAUGCGACGGCUUGUUUGACGUGUUGGAAGACCAAGUAGCCGUUGACUUUAUCAGGCAUGAAUUGAGCAACGGGGAGGACGUCCAGCGAACCGUGGAGGUUUGACAUCCGUAUUUGCAGCGAAUUAUCACAACCUUCGUAGAACUUGGUCCAUUACGCAAUAGAUGUCCAAGGGUCGCGGGACAACGUGACUGCGAUUGUCGUGGUGCUGAAUCCACACCAGUACUAGACACCCGACACCGUUUACCAAGAUUAAACAUACUGGCAAAGUAUACUACCUUGUUCCGUCUUCGAUACAUUGGAUUCGAAACUGAGAAAACGUCGA
Aphanomyces astaci is the source of this 2129-nucleotide messenger RNA. RefSeq lists its product as hypothetical. Gene Ontology annotation, biological process: protein dephosphorylation. Gene Ontology annotation, molecular function: cation binding; protein binding; protein serine/threonine phosphatase activity. The record is from RefSeq and is a predicted model, not a curated record. The coding region runs from base 18 to 1778 and encodes 586 amino acids. Lineage: Eukaryota; Oomycota; Saprolegniomycetes; Saprolegniales; Verrucalvaceae. The transcript has 15 exons.